Molecule: messenger RNA, 2121 nt
Organism: Leptomonas pyrrhocoris
Lineage: Eukaryota; Euglenozoa; Kinetoplastea; Trypanosomatida; Trypanosomatidae
Product: putative mitochondrial endosomal integral membrane protein
Exons: 1
Coding region: 118-2121 (667 amino acids)
Biological process (GO): protein localization to membrane
Cellular component (GO): membrane
Source: RefSeq, a predicted model, not a curated record
GCGCACUGGCCGACAGUCGGCAGAGGCACACAAACUCUUUCUGUUUUGUUGUUACACAUACAUACUACACUCAAUAUAUAUAAAUAUAUCUUACGCUCCAAGUACAAAAAAAAGAAGAUGUCACGGGCCCCCGCCGAUCAGCGACGGCCACCCGCGUUGUUGGGUGUCGCGUUCGCGUACUGCGUGCUGCUGUCCGCCUUCACACCGGCCGUCAGCGCCUUUUACAUUCCCGGCACGAAGGAAACAUCCUACAAGGUGAACGCCACCGUCCCUUUCAGCGUCAACACCCUGCGCUCCUCCUCAGUGGCGUUCCCGAUCGACUACAAGAAAAUGCCCUUUUGUCAGCCAAAGGACCUGCAGCCAAAGUCGGAGUCAAUUGGGGAGAUCAUUUGGGGUGAUCGCCAGUACAACUCACUCUAUUCCGUCAACAUGCUGCAGAACGUGUCGUGCAUGGCGCUGCCCGACUGCGACGUCAAUGCGAACAACGAGAUGCUUCGCAGGAGCAAAAUGAUGGAGCGGAUGAUUAACAACUUCUACCGGGUGUACAUGAACAUCGACAACCUUCCCGCCUUCACCAACACAUCCGUCGACUCCACCUCUCUCAUGGUGCAGUGCAAAGACAAGCUGAAGAAGGACUGGUCGUUCGUGCGGCAGCGCGGCUUUCCCCUGGGCAUUUCCAAGAAGUGCAACGGCGGGGAUGCGCUCUUGAACAACCACCUCGACUUCAUCAUUCACUACAACUAUGACAGUCAGUCAAGUGAGAAAAGCGACUCACCUGGAUUCAUCGUGGUUGGAUUGGAGGUGGAAGCCUCGAGCAUCGCGUGGCAAGCUGAGGGUAAUUGCACGGGGGACGCGUCCCUGUCCAUCAGGCAAAAGAUGGAGUAUUACGGCCCGUUGCAAAUGGCGAAGGUGAGGAGCGGAGUUCAGCGGGUCUACUGGACCUACAGCUACACCUGGCAGAAGAGUAACUUGCAGUGGGGCACGCGCUGGGAUUGGUACCUGACGAGCGCCGCCGUGAAUGAGCCGGCCAAUCACAUCCUCUCCAUCAUCCUCGCCAUCGUGGUGGUGCUCUUCAUUGGCAGCUCCGUCUUCUGUCUUCUCCUGCGUGCCCUGCACAAGGACUUCAACCGCUACAAUUCCGAGGACCCCGAGGAUCUGCAGGAGGAGACAGGGUGGAAACUGAUCCACGCGGAUGUCUUCCGUCCACCUUUCUACGCCAACUGGCUCGCCAUCUUCGUCGCCAACGGCUGCCAGGUCAUUAGCACCGUCACGAUUGUGUUGAUGGCUGCCAUGCUCGGCCUUCUCUCCCCGUCGCGCCGCGGUGCCCUGGUAUCGGCGAUGCUCUUCACCGCCGUCUUUACCUCAAUCAUCGGCGGCUACGUAUGCGGCGUGCUGCUGCAAUACCUCAACUGCCGUGCCUGGAAGCACAUCUUUCUGUGCAGCCUCACGUUGCCCGGUGGGCUGCUGCUGACGUACCUUUUCACCUCCACCAUCAACGCCGUGCACGGCGCCACGACGGCGGUGCCGUUGGCGACACUGCUACAGAUUGUCGUGUUGAUGGUGGCUGUCAGUCUACCCCUCACCGUGCUCGGCGGCUCCAUCGCCUUUCGCCAGCAGCCCAUCACCAACCCGACCCACGUGGGCCGCCUCGCACGCGAGAUUCCGCAGCAGAAUUUUCUGAACCGGCCUCUCUUCAUGUACUCUUUCUUCCCCUGCGUGCCGCUUAUCGUUGUCAUGGUUGAGGUGUACUACAUUAUGCAAGAUCUGUGGGCGGGGCAGAUCUACUACUCCUUUGGCUUUCUCGCCAUGACGGCGCUGAUCUGGGCCAUGGUGUGUGCCCUUGUCACUAUCUCGUGCCUCUACUACGUGCUGUGCUUCGAAAAUCAUCGCUGGUGGUGGGUGGCGUACAUCGUACCCGGCGGCGCUGGACUGCACAUGUUUUUUCUCUGCAUGUUCUUCUUCGCUUGGCAGCUGAACGUGGUGUCUUUCGCCUCCACCGUGCUGUUCUUUGUGUACAUGGGGGCGCUGUCGUACAUGUACGGUCUCGCCGCCGGUGCGAUAGGCGUGGCCACUUCCAUCAUCUUCGUUCGCCAGAUCUACGCUAGCAUCAAGAUCGACUAA